AUGGACUUUGAUGCGUCCAACGACCGCCCAUUCAAGAAAAGACGCUUCUUUGUCGACGACCCUUUCGAUUCUCCUCAGUCCGCCGCCGAAAACACCCCGAAUCUUGACGCGUCGCUACAUGCUUCUUCGCUUACAGACGUGAAUGAUGGCCUCAUCCCGACUGAUACAGAAUUCUCAAGGGCAAAUGAACUGGAGAAGCCCGGGCAAGAAAGUCCGGAAAUACCCGAUCUUGCUACCUCUGCGCAUCAACCACAAUUACCUGUUCAACAAGAUACAAGAAGUUUCGAUACGGAGGCGUUUGUCGGCAUCAUAGGGGAGGAUAUCUCACCAGAAGCACUAUUGAAGAUCCAAAAACUCUCAGGUGGAAACCUCGAGAGCGCUAUAAAUAUCUACUUCGACGGAUCAUGGAAGAACUCAGGCCGCACAGGAUCGAACCAGACGACGUUACUAUCCCGCGAGCGAAUCCCUUCACAACCCGCCCCGUCGACCAGGUCAAUUGAAAAAGAGGUUGCACCCAAGAGUAACGGGGCUAGUCUCGCUGAUGAAAACGUCCCGCGUUCGAAAUCGCAGCCUCCUCGAAGAUAUGUCGGCGCGUUUGGGGUAGGGGCCUGGGCUACCAGGAGCGGAACUGGCUUGGUCAAACACGGCGACACCGUGAAUAUUGAGCGAGCAAGAUCCCAGCCUCUUUCUACUCGCGGCCGGACCGGGAAAAUCAGAGUGAACAAUAAAGGGGAUGUUCUCACGCGCUUUACGAACGAUGCUGGCCAGGAAAUUGGAAGACUGCCUCGGGAGACGGCUGAAUGGGUGUCCACCCUACUCGAUCAGAAGAUUUGUGAAUUCCGCGGAGUUUGUGUUUUUGCGCCGGACAGGCUCCGAGUGAACGACACCGUCUUCCUGCAGCUCCUGUGUUUCAUGCGGAUAGAAGCUUUCCAGCCGAAGGUACUACAUCAGACGGCGGAUGAUAACAGGGCGACCACGAUCUUCGAACAAGAAGAGAGCACGGAGGAGAAACAAUUGCGUCUGCGUCAGGUCGCUCUAGUUCAAUUGUUUGACGAGAUAGGUCUCAAAUCUACAACCCAGGACGAUGAGAUGAAAAAACAGAGGAAAGAGGGAUUGCUGCGUGCAGCCGAAAUGGCAGACGAGGAGGCUAAGAAAACUGCCAAGUCCGGAAAUAACGACACCGAAGAAGAUGAACCUGGGGAUCUCGAGGAUGCCCAGCUUGAUGCACUGUAUAAAAAGGCGCAAUCUUUUGACUUUAGCAUGCCCGAAGCUCAACCUCCAUCUUCUUUUGCCAUGGAUCUGCGGAAGUACCAGAAACAAGCGCUUUACUGGAUGCUUUCGAAAGAAAAGGAUAAAAAAUCCGGCAGGGAAGUCUCGAUGCACCCACUGUGGGAGGAAUACAGUUGGCCCUUGAAAGACGUCGAUGACAAGGACCUGCCGGUUAUCGAAGGGAUUGACCACUUUUACGUCAAUCCCUAUUCCGGAGAGCUUAGCCUUGAUUUCCCUGCCCAAGAACAGCAUUGUCUAGGAGGCAUCCUCGCCGAUGAGAUGGGCCUGGGAAAGACCAUUGAGAUGCUGAGCUUGGUUCAUUCUCACAGGAAUGUCCCACCGAUACGUAACUCUGGCGACUUGACCAGGCUGCCCACGUCUGGCGUUGUACCGGGUCCGUACACAACCUUGGUUGUUGCGCCAAUGUCUUUGCUUGCACAGUGGGAGAGUGAGGCAUUGAAGGCCUCCAAGGAGGGAACAAUGAAGGUCCUGGUGUAUUAUGGGAAUGAAAAAUCUGUCAACCUACGGGAGCUGUGCUCUGCUGGCAAUGCCGCAGCUCCCAACGUAGUUGUCACCAGUUAUGGAGUUGUGAUGUCUGAACAUCGAGCGCAUCAGGCACUAACGCCGGGGGCUUCCUGGACCCCAGGAAACCUUUUCUCGGUAGACUUCUUCCGAAUCAUUCUCGAUGAAGCUCAUCUCAUCAAGAAUCGACGGUCAAAGACGGCAAGAGCUUGCUAUGACCUAAAAGCAACACACAGAUGGGUUCUCACCGGCACACCCAUCGUCAACCGUCUGGAAGAUCUCUUCAGCUUGGUGAGAUUCCUCAAGGUUGAACCGUGGAACAACUUCUCCUUCUGGAAGACGUUCAUCACGACACCCUUCGAGAAUAAGGAAGUGAUACGCGCGAUUAGUGUGGUGCAGACAGUGCUUGAGCCGCUCGUUCUCCGGCGUACCAAGUUCAUGAAAACUCCUGAAGGGGAGCCACUGGUCCCCUUACCCAAGCGGACAAUCCAGGUCGAGGAAGUCGAACUCCACGAGCAGGAACGGGAAAUUUAUAACCACAUUUUCACCCGAGCAAAGCAAACAUUCAACAGCAGCGUCGAAGCAGGAACCGUGCUCAAAUCGUACUCGACCAUCUUCGCGCAACUAACCCGUCUCCGCCAGACAUGCUGCCACCCCAUCCUCACGCGCAAAAAAGAAAUCGUUGCAGAUGAAGAAGACGCCGCAGCUGCGGCGGAUCUGAACAAUGAUCUCAAGGAUGACAUGGACCUCCAGGAACUCAUCAACCGGUUCACAACGACUACCGAAAACGCCGACUCGAAUGAACCCCCAGAUCCCUCCUCGAAGUUUACAGCCCACGCCCUCCGCCAGAUCCAGACAGACUCCAGCGGGGAAUGCCCUAUCUGCUCAGAAGAACCCAUGAUCGACCCCGCCGUUACAGCCUGCUGGCACAGCGCCUGCAAGAAAUGUCUAGAGGAUUACAUCAAGCACCAAACAGAUAAGGGUGUGAAACCUCGAUGCUUCUCAUGUCGCGCAGACCUAUCUUUGCAAGAUAUCUUCGAAGUCGUCCGCCACCAGUCACCAAACUCCACACCCACAGAACAACAACCACCGCCCUCCUCUAUAGACAGCAACGAUUUAUAUAGCAGCUCACAACCACCCCCUCGAAUCUCAAUAAGACGAAUAAACCCCCUCUCCCCCUCAGCACACACAUCUGCCAAAAUCCACGCCCUGCUUUCUCACCUGACGCGCCUUCCACCAGGCACAAAAUCCGUCGUCUUCUCUCAAUUCACCACCUUCAUCGACCUCAUCGGUCCGCAGCUAACAAAAGCGGGCAUCUCGCACGUCCGGUUCGACGGCACAAUGUCGCAGAAGGCCCGCGCCGAAAUCGUCGCCCAGUUCUCGAAAACAGAGACAUUCACGCAGGAGGAACUCGACCAAGCUGAAUCCACGCCUACACAAACACCAGGCCUCACGCCCACGCUUACGCCAAAAACACCGAAACAGUCAUCCGUCCCGCCUGCGCCGACAGUACUGCUCAUAUCGCUUGGAGCCGGCGGUGUCGGUCUGAACCUUACCGCCGCAUCGAACGUCUACAUGAUGCACCCAUGGUGGUCGUUUGCUACUGAGGCACAGGCUAUCGACCGCGUGCAUCGGAUGGGCCAGCUGCGGGAUGUGAAUGUCGUGCGGUUUAUUGUGAAGGACUCGAUUGAGGGGCGGAUGUUGAGGGUUCAGGAGCGGAAGAUGGGCAUUGCGGGGUCGUUGGGGCUUAAGAUAGGGGGGAAUGAGGAUGACAAGAAGAAGGAAAGGAUUGAGGAACUGAAGUUGUUGUUUGAGUAG
This is a messenger RNA of Aspergillus mulundensis, 3609 nucleotides long. RefSeq names its product DEAD/DEAH box helicase. The transcript has a single exon. Gene Ontology annotation, molecular function: ATP-dependent chromatin remodeler activity; hydrolase activity, acting on acid anhydrides, in phosphorus-containing anhydrides; ATP binding. The record is from RefSeq and is a predicted model, not a curated record. The coding region runs from base 1 to 3609 and encodes 1202 amino acids. NCBI's taxonomy places the organism in Eukaryota, Fungi, Ascomycota, Eurotiomycetes, Eurotiales, Aspergillaceae.